Molecule: messenger RNA, 3181 nt
Organism: Ficedula albicollis (Collared flycatcher)
Lineage: Eukaryota; Metazoa; Chordata; Aves; Passeriformes; Muscicapidae
Product: mitochondrial amidoxime reducing component 2
Exons: 7
Coding region: 64-774 (236 amino acids)
Biological process (GO): nitrate metabolic process
Cellular component (GO): mitochondrial inner membrane
Molecular function (GO): nitrate reductase activity; pyridoxal phosphate binding; molybdopterin cofactor binding
Source: RefSeq, a predicted model, not a curated record
GGGGGGGGGCGCAGCGGGGAGCUGCGGGACAGGUUCUGGCUCGUGAUCAGGGAGGACGGGCACAUGGUGACAGCUCGCCAGGAGCCGCGGCUCGUCCUUAUUUCUACCAGCUGUGAUGACGGGCACCUGGUCUUGGAGGCCGGGGACAUGGAGAGGAUAAGCGUGCCUGUACAGCUCCCCAAGAAAAACCCCGUCCGCAACUGCAGGGUGUUUGGACAGGAUAUCCAAGGCAGGGACUGUGGUGAUGAAGUGGCUCAGUGGAUCACCACCUUCCUGAACUCAGAGCCGUGUCGACUGGUGCACUUUGAGCCCUCCAUGGUGCCAAGAAAGUCAAAGGACACAAUAGCCCUUUUCCGAAACACAGAUGAGGUUGCCUAUCCUGACUGCAGCCCAGUCUUGAUGAUCUCUGAAGCUUCAAUGGACGAUUUAAAUACCAGGCUGGAAAAGAAAGCUAAGAUACAGAACUUCAGGCCAAAUAUUUAUGUAACAGACUGCAGUGCUUUUGAGGAGGACACCUGGGAGGAUGUUCUUAUUGGUGAUGUGGAGAUGAAAGGGACCGUGUGUUGUGGCAGGUGUAUUUUAACCACCGUUAAUCCAGACACUGGGAUCAUUGACAGGAAGGAGCCCUUGGAAACAUUGAAAAGCUACCGCUUAUGUGACCCGUCCGAGAGGCACAUUUACAAAACCAGCCCUCUCUUUGGGAAAUACUUUGCUGUUAACAAAACUGGAACGAUUCAAGUUGGAGACCCUGUGUACAAGAUGGUCUGGGAAUGAAGGAGACUUUGAUCAGAAGAUGUUUUUUUACUUUGAUAUGCAGGUUGUUUUUCCGUGUACACAGUCACCAGCAUAACUUUUUCUUCUUCCUUGCAAUAUUUUUUGUGCUUUUUAAGGUGCAGGAGGUUCUUUGAGCCUGUGAAGUGCCAGUCAUUUCAGAUCAUGUAAUCUGCUGGCUCACCUUGUAGUAGCCACAUCUUUAGUUUUCCUGGAGGCUAUUGUAGAAGAAACUGAUCCAAGACAGACUUCACAGCACUACUGUGAGCAUAACACCUCCUAAAAUUUCAUGUCAACUCCAAUAUUGGAAUCCAAAAUCAUGUACAAGGGUUUACAUCAUGUCUUCGAUACAUUUAGUGCCUAUAAACAACCACAAAAACAUUCAUGCCAAGCACAAAUUAUGUUUGUCACAGAGCUGCCUUUACAAGUGAUCAUGGAAUGCAGAUGGCAGGGCUCUGCUUCCUGCCUUUGGUCCUAAUCCUUAAGGGUUGGAUUCUACCCUCCUUUUGUCCUAAUCAUCUUGCCCUGUCUAUGUCUGGAGGUAGUUUUUAGCAGUGUUUCUUUCUUUGAAGUUGUUUCCUGAAGAUUUCUACUGUCUCUUGAGAUUGGAGCAAUAUUAGAAGGAGGAUUGUGAGCUGACUAAAUGAUAGUCAGCCUGGAUGUAGGGGUGCAGGCAAUCACGUGUAAGGCUGUGGGCUUGUUUAGUUUGUGACCUCUGCUUGACAGUUUGAACUGUCAAUUUUUUAUCCUGUGGACAGUAGCAUAACACUGAGGCUGUGGAGUAGUGAUGCAUUUGCUAACAUAGCAGUAGAAUUUCCAGUUUGACUAAAAGAACUGGAUGUUCACUGUGUUAGAGACUUCAUGCACAUUGAAGGGGAAGAAAAGCCGUAGGGAGUGAUCUGAUAUUGAGUCUGCCCUGUUCAAGCUGCUGUCCAGGCCAGUAUUGUAAGGCUCAUGCACAGCUCCUCUUUGGCUCAGUGAAUCCCUUUGUGUAGAAAGUUAGGCUGCUAAGCAGAUGUUUGGGAAGCUGCAGUUAGAGCAUGUUAGCAUCCUUAUUGUUUCUGCAUUUAAAUCUCUGAUUGUCCCCUAUCUUGUUCCAAUCUAACCAAAAUGUCAGCUGUUUGUAGGAAGCUGAUAAUUAUAUUUCCUACUGCAUAAAACAAGUAAGGGAAAAAAACUAGUUGAAUUAGAACAGUGUUAUCUUUCCUUUAAAUGUUACUUGAUGUUUUAAAGUGGCCUCCAGGACAAAAGCUUGCCAUCUCUCAAAUGCUUGUCUGCUUGUUUCUUUUUAUGGAUACUAAAUUUGAAAAGAGUGUUGCCCUAGCCUAAAAGAGGAAUCAAAUUAAGUGUGAAGAAUGACAAACAUGAUCCAAUCUAAUGUUUAGAUUCUUAAUUUUCUAUUUUAAGUAUGAAAAGGGAAUUUUGAUGUAUGUUCACAACUCAGACCUGAAAAAUGAAGGGUCACUGAGCUUUGAGUAAGUGCAGGUGGAUGUAUGUGCCAAGCCUGAAGCAAUCAGGUUGGGGAGGUAGUUUUAUGUUAUUUGUGAACUCAGAGUUGCUCUGAAUGCUGUUUUGUCAGCAGGGUGCUUUGUAAGUAUUAAGUUUUCCUGGGACAGACAAGUGCCCAAUUUGAAGUGCAUGUUGCAUAUUUGUGUAUUAUGCCUGAAGCAGCAACUAGUGGGAAGAAGUGAGGGAAAAGGCAUCUUUUGGAAUGAAAAAGAAUUCUGAGGUUCACUCUUAAAAAGCACGUGUUGGAAGUUCUUAGUGUUAGAAGCUGGAAGCUUGUGGAAUUCCUUAAGCACAGGCAGCCUGCUGGCCUGCCAAAGCAAUUAGUUAAGAGUGUUUCUUCAUUAAGUCGAGGAAGUGGAAGGAAAAAGCUGAUUUUUUGGCUUCUGGCCAAACUUAUAUUUUCCAUUGUUGUUCUAGCAGCGCAUCAGCAUUUACAUAACACAAAUUGUGCAGUAUAGAUCCCAUUGCCUCUCAUUAGACUGCUGUUGAUUGGGCUGAUUUGGAAAUGGGGCUGUCUUUGCAAGGAGAAACUGCCAUUUGCAUCCCUGCUUGGGAGAUCUAAACCCCUGAUUUACUCCUGUAAACCUCUUAGCAGAAUGUGGCUGGAAUCCUAGAACAGGUAUGCAUCUGAGUACAACAUGGUUCACAGAUGACAAUCAUGUGGCCAUUUUGUGAAGUUGAGAGCAUGAGUUAGAACAUUGCCCUGUAAAUAUCUUCUGAUGACUGUUGAUUUGCUGUAACUGUAGGAAUUGUGUUUGAUUUUGUUUAAGCAAUUUAGAAAAUUGACUGAAAAGUGUCAAUCAUAAGCCACUGUUUUUAAAAUUGUGUACUUAAACAGUUGUUAAUUAUUUUUAACUCUAGAGGAAGAAAACAAAAGUAUAAACUUGUAAUAAAUCCAACU